UUGAACAGUUACGGUCAAUAUUAAUAUUGCGAAAAUCUGAAAUCAAAUUGAAAGGAAAUAUUAACGGUUUUGAGAAUAUUGAAAUAAAAAUUCAUUAAAAAAAUCUUACAAGUGGAUUUAUUAAAAUUAUUAAAAACCAAAAAUAUUUUGUGAAAAAAUAAAAGAACAUUUUUGAAAAACUAUUUUUAAAAACUUAUAAAUAAAUAAAAACUUUGAAAUAAAGAUUUUAAAAAUUAACUAAGUGUUAAAAAGAAAAAUAAAAAAUCUUAAAAAAAAAUCUGGAUUAUAAAUACCUGAAAAUGGAUACUUUAUCACCACAUAAAAACUCCAAACCCAGCAGUUCCAGUAGCUCUGGCUGCUCGGCCUCAUCCUCAACUACGGAUAUCAAAAAUUCUUAUAAAACCCAACGUUUGGAUAACAAACCAGCUGGCUUACGUUCCAGAUCCUUUUUACAUUGUCUUAGCAGACAUUUGGGUCGUCAUUUUAUACAUCAUCAUCCGAAUCAUCAUACGGUCCAUCAAAAUGGUCAAACUAUUGUUUAUAAUAGUCAAGAGGAGCUAAGAUCCUCUUCUACUGAUUCCUUUUCAUUGAGUUAUGAACGUAAUUCUCGCUUAGAUGGUUCUAUGCAGCAAACUAAUUCCAAUGGCACAGGCACUUCCAGUUUCGAUAUUAGCAGUGAGGAACGUACAUCUAGAGCUUCUUCAACCUCAGCCUGUUCUCGAUUUACACCCGAACAAGAGGAUAUGGAUAAUUCAGUAAAUAAAAAUUACACAAAUAAUAAACAGCAUCAUAUAUAUAUCUCCACUACCAUCUAUAGACCUUCAAGUUCAUUGGAUUGUCAUGAUGAUUUAGAAGAGGAUUACAGUGAAUCGGAUAGUGGCAAUUCUAGCAGUGAUGAGAAUGAGGAAAAUAAUUUGCAACAAAAUCAAGAGAAUAUCUUCAAUCAAAAUGUAGUAAAUAGCAAAUCAAAAUCUUCACCAGCCUCAGUAGCAAAUACACCUUCCUCUAAUCUAACUACUUCUUCUGCCAAAGGUUUACAUUUGAGUCGCAUAUCUAUAACAUCUUCGGUGAGAAGCAUUUUCCAGCAUAUCUCCUCUGUAUCAGCCAGUUCAACACGUUCUUUAUCCUGCUCGAGUACCCCCUUAAAAAGAGUAUGGGAUUCUAAGUGUAAAAAAUCCAAUUCCUCACCAGCCAGCAGUUCAUCGAAUAGCAAUAACGCUGCCAAAUCAAAUAAAUCUUCCACACGUUCUUCAGCCUCAAAUUCUUCCUCUUCCAAUUCAUCUAACUCCUCUAAGAAGACAGAAAAGAAACAACAGAGUAUUUUAAGACCACCCAUUAAUUAUGUCUAUAUGAAGGGUAUGUCCGGUUUAUACUCACGAGUACCCCGUUAUUCUGUCUGCUGUCCCUAUGGCACCCAACAAUGGGCUUAAGCAUCUAAAAAGAAAUCUAUAUACAGACUAAUAAAACCAAGUAGCACCAAUUAUUUUUUUAAGUCUUAAUAAUAACUAAAAACAAUGACAAGGAGUAGUUGAUUACAAACGAAAUAACAACAAAAGUAAUGCAGUGCCUAAGUUCGACAAAAUAAUUUAAUAGAAAUUAUUAAAAGUUUAAUUAGAGUAUGGUAUGUUAUUAAUGAUUAAAAAAAGCUUUAGGGACUUAUUUAUA
Molecule: messenger RNA, 1665 nt
Organism: Lucilia cuprina (Australian sheep blowfly)
Lineage: Eukaryota; Metazoa; Arthropoda; Insecta; Diptera; Calliphoridae
Product: suppressor protein SRP40
Exons: 1
Coding region: 300-1430 (376 amino acids)
Source: RefSeq, a predicted model, not a curated record